AUGUCGAAAGCGGACCAGGCUGUUCUUGAAAGAAGAAUUCGUCCAAUUUAUGGUUUGGGGAUACUAUCAGUUUUUCGUUCACAGUUUUGCAGACGCUCUCGAUAAUGGAAAUCCUAAGAAGGCUUUCCAGGAGGCUGAAAAAAUAUUGAAAAAACAUCCUAACACUGUGUGUGCGAAGGUAGCUUUCUUAACCAACAUUUAUCACAAAAAGUUGAUAUAACUUCAGGUAUUGAAGGCUUUGGCUCUGAUCAGGAACGAAAAGCUUAGUGAAGCUCUGAUCAUUCUCGAUGCGCUUGAUGUCGCAGGAGUACGUCAUGACGAAAGCACGAUGAUGGCUUUUGUGCAUUGCUACAAGGUUCAAUUUAUUUCAGAAAUGGUUCAACUAUAUUUUUUUUUCAGGAUGCCGACGUACCAGAACGUAUCAAUUUGCUGUACGAAAGAGCAGUUGAGAUGGAUCCAACCGAAAAUCAUCUUACUCAACUUUUUAUGGCUUAUGUUAGAACAAAGUGCAAUUUUUUCUAUGUUGGAUAUUUUUUGUAUUAUUCUGUUUAGGAAGUACAAGAAGCAGCAAGAAGUUGGACUACGGCUGUUCAAAGAAUAUCAAAACACUCCAUAUUACUUUUGGGCGAUUAUGAGCAUCGUUAUGCAGGUUUGAAAAUUAGUGAAGCAAAUAUCCUUCGUAUGUUUCAGGCUACCGAAAAUCCAUCUCUCGGUGAGAAAAUGUUAUAUCCUCUUGCGGAGAAAAUGCUUCAAGCUCACAUCCAGAAGCAUGGCUAUUCUAACGGCGCCGGUUCGUUGUAAUUCAUACCGAUAAGCAGUUUAAGAGGAAGUAAAUCUACGUAGAACGUUUUUCCGAAUUUUUUUGUUCAAGCUUUAUUUCUUUCGGAUUCUUCUAAAAUUUUUUUCAAUUCUACUUAUCGCUCCAUUGCAUAUUUUUUGAAAUGCAGAAUCGGAAUAUAUAUUGAAGUCGAACAGCUUCAAAAAAAGAUUCAGAGGCUUUGAAGAGGAAAAAAAUUAUUUAAGAACCAAUUUCAAGCAAAAAAAUAGAAAGGAUUUUUGGUAUCUGCAAGAUUUCUUAUAUUUCUCAGAAAAAAAUUUAAUGAAUUUUGAGACUUGGAAACCGAGAAAAAUUAAUGGUAAUAUUUCAGAAAUUGACUUGCACACGAUGAUUCUGGAGGGAAUGAAGAAGAGCGAAGAAGCUUACUGUCUUCUGACUUCUCCCAACGCUCUGAACCUGCCCAUUCCGCCCAUGUUCAUGAAUGAGAAGAGAGUGCAACUUUUGAUGCAAGCCGGCAGAUACGCAGCCGUCAAAGUUCUGGCGGAGAAGGAAAUCGGCGAGUAGUACGUUUCACCGAAGUUAUCAUUUUGAACUCAACUUUGAAGUGACGAUAAUUGGUCAAUGUGGCAAGCGCUUUUCGAUUCUUCUUUGAAACUCAUCGAGGAAGCGCAAACGAAAGGAGAUUUUACGGAAGCUACCAGGUUUUUUUUUCAAGUGCAAAGUUAUUGUAGAGAAUAAUUUGAUUUCGCAUUGAAUAAUCUUCGUUUGAAUCGGUCCUUGUUCAGACUUUUGGACGAAAUGAUUGCCCUGGUGAGCGAGCAUUGCGGCGGAGAUGGAAACGCGCCUUCCAAGAACCGAGGACCUUAUCUCGCCCGGCUCGAACUCAUCAAAAGAAUGGCGAACGCUGGGCAACCGAUUCGCGAGGCUUUAGGUACGCGCACAGUAGGUAGGUUGCGUCCCGUCGCUUCUUCUUUCCAGCUUCCCAAACAAUCCAGAGAUUCAAUUUUUUCAGGAGAACCUGUUGAAUUCAUUGUCCACUUCGUUAAAAAGUUCUACAAAAAGCCAUCUUGUUUCACAGAUGUCAAACUGGUAUGUUUGAAAUUUUCAAUGCGCUUACGGAAAGUUGUUCUCAGUAUAUGUGUUUGCUGAACGAGGAGCAGAGGGUGCAUCUGAACGACUUGCUCACGUGCUUCAUUUCGGAUUUGGUGCACAACGAAGACGGUUCUUGCGAAGGAGUUUGUUCCAAAAGAUAAUCGUUUGAAGACCUGAGAAUUUUAAGGAGGACAAAGUUUGGGCGAUAAUUGUUUACGAGCGUUUGCGACGAAUCACUGGCUUUUGGGCCAAAGAGUCCCCUGAAAAGCUGCGACAACACGUUCAACAAAUUAUCGCUCAAAUUGCUCAGGUAAUUAAACUGCACAGGGAAUGACUUUAUAGAUAAUAUGGAAUAUUCUUUAUUAAACAAAUACUCGCUGUUUCGGAAAAAGAUCCACUGGGAUUUUCAACUUUAAACAUUUUGAGCUUUUUUGGUUUUAGGCCUUCCUCUUUAACCCCUUUUUCUCAAAAUUUCACCUUUGUUUUCAGCCGAAUAGAAGUGAACUGGCCAUGGGAGCCCUCACUCAUUUGAUAGUUUCCGUACUUUGGGAGGUUUGGCGGAAAGAAGGUAGUUAAUGUCUUCAGUCUCGAUCACCACUCUAGAUGCAGAUGACGUCGAACGAUUCUACGAAAUGAUACUUCUUUUGGAGUACGUCGCUGCCAAAAACGCAUCGGACCCUCUCAGCAAGCUUGUUCUUCUUCGAGCAUACGGCCAAAUCGGUUUUCUUUCUUACUUAAUUAUUUUGAACUCCCAUCGAUUCAGUGUUAGGGACCAAUGAGACUAGCUUAGUAUCAUUUUAAACCCUUAAACAAUAUAAGGAGUAUUAUAAGAUUGACUCGUAAAAAAUGGGCAUUUUCAAAUUAUUAUUUUUUUAUACGUUUCAUAUAUUUUUAUUCCAUAUUUAUUUCGAAGCUAGGAAUUGAAGAGGCCAUUAUUUCUUCUCAUUGACGUCGGUAAUGAGUAAUUUUUGCAGUUAAAACACUUUCUGUAUCUUUCUAUUUUUAUCAUGAGUUCAAGUCAAAUAAACUCCUCUGACACCUCCUAUUUUUAGCCGGCCAGCAUUAAGUUAAACAUGUAAACUUAUUUUCUGCACUUGUUUUUCCCGAGGCCGAUUUCAAAAAUUGUAAAGUUAAUCAAUAAAUAAGAGGUUUUCUAUGUUGGUCGACAGCAGAAUUGAGCCAUCAAUCGUUAUUUUCUUGAUGGUCAAUUGAUUUGAUGUAAAAUAUUUUUUACGAACGCGUCCAGGCACUGUGAGUUUCGUAGACCAUGCUGAAUUCCAUCUUCAACUUCAUGUUUUGACGGAUACCAUCUGCAGGAAACACGACGCGAAUCGCGGCCCUCACGAAAUUGCUCGACAUAAAAUCUGUACAGUGCGAAUCUCUUGGAUAUCUCACGUUCCCCGUAUUCGAAGCCGUUGGACGGUAUUUCUUUUCAUGCGUCACUUCGAUGAAAGAUGACGUUCAGGUUCAAUCUAGCGGUGAUAUCAAACACUCAACUUUCCAUGGUUUAUGAACAAGCCGACAAAGAGGUUGUUCAUCGAUACACUUUAGCUUCUUUUUAAGAAGGGUAUUCAAGGUCAUGGAAUGUUUGCUGGGCGCCUACAAAAAUGGUAAGUUCACUCAAAUCCCUCGCCUGGUGCAUCUGGAGCAGACGAUGAAGAUGUCGACGCAGGUACACUCAUUGAUUUGGGCAGGCUCUUCGAAACAUGAAUUCAAGGCUAUCAGUUGCGAUGUGAUGAACAGGUACUUGUCUUCCUUGUUUUGUAUUUCGGACCUCGAUGAGGCAAUCACGACCAUGUAUGGAGAUGAAGAAAGCAUCGGUAGCUCAGAUUUUCUGUUUCCUUCUCAAGUAUUACUGUUCAGAUUGGAAUAAAUUAUGCGACAAUCGUGACUUGGACGUCAUUCCGAGUUUGGAGCCGUACAACUACCAGAAGCUUCUUGACGACAUGAAGAAGCGAUCCUACUGUGAAUUUGUCAGUUUGUAUUCCUUUUUGUCUAACUAGGGAACUACGCGGACCCCGUCACGAGGGUGGAGUUGAAAAUUUCGUGACAUGUAGAUUUAGGUAAGAGUGUUUGGAAAAAUGAGAGAUUAUCUGCUGAACCCCAUAGGCUUCGGAGAAAAAGCUCCUAACUAAUAUAGAAAAAGUCCUGUACGCGCCUGGGCCUUCUUCUUUCACGGAGGUAGCCUGGCGUAGUCUCAUGAUUGACUUUUUCAAGUAGGUUUAAUUCCUGUGGAGUGCGGCUCUUUUUCCUUCAGUUUUUUUCUCAGAAGCCUAUGGGAUUUACUAGAUAAUCUUUCUUGUUCCCUUCCCUGGGAUUCAUCAAAGUUCAAACUCUCAACUCUUCAACGUACCUUGUAGAUUUUUUAAUUGCUAAUCGAAAGGUCUACCAAAAAUCGCAGAUAUAAGUACUUUUGAAGAAAGUCGCGAUUUUAUUUUCCCGCUAUUAAAUUUUUUAAAUGUGCUUGAGCUUGGUGUACAGAAAACUGUCAACAGUAACCACGCGAAAUUGCGGACGUUUCAUUAGAAUUGCAAUUUUUAAAUUGAAAAAAAAAAGUGAUAAAAAAUGUCGCUUAUGUCGCUUUUAUUCAUACUUCUUUACGAAGUUAAGCUUUGAAAAGUUAUCGAAAGAAACUAGAAUUUCGUAAUAUUGACUAAAUAUAAAGUUUUGCUUUAACUUGAGAACUUUUCUUUAACACAGGCGGAUAUUUCGCGACUGCGUCACCUUCUUUGCCGAGCUUUUGCGGCGGUCGGACGUGUGACGAGGUCCGACGUAAGCCCUGCGAAGUCGCGCAACGAGCUCACUGAAUACGUCUCGCUGUUCAACGCGCAUCUCGAGUACUGCCUUCACGAGUAUUUGUCGAUGGAGCUUCCUGUUUGUAUCAGUCGCGUUUCGCCCCUAUCUGGUUGUUUCAGUCGCGACUUCUGCAGUCGCCAACACCCAUGCGACUCGCUCAGUGGGUUCAUUCCGGCGGUCUGCAGAUCGUUCGUCGUUUCUUACAAGUCGCACUCGACAUCGUUCCCCUGCUUGACAACGGGCAGAUCCCUUCAGAAUCUGUCUUGGGCUCCGCAGAACAGCUUUCGGCUGAACUGAAAGGUAUUCACAUUGUUCAUUUAAUCGAUGAAGAUCAUACUAAGAAAUUACGUAGAAAAAACCCGAAGUUUAUGAAGUUUCGUUUCAAACAAGCUUCCCAUCAACCGCUUGAGACCAUUUUAAAUACGGUUUGCACUGUUAGCGAAACUUUUUUCGAUGAAGAAAGAAGUUAGAUGUUUUUUCUAGUGAAUUUUUCAUAGCUGUAAUUUAGUUGUGAGAGAAGUUUAUCUGAAUCAGUCUUAAUAGUAAAAAAGGAAAAAGAAAGUUAUUUUAGAAAAGAAUGUCAAUAAAGCGUGGGCCGCCCGCUUUUGUUUUAGUUUCCUCAGCUCUCACUUUCUACUCACGAUUAGUCGUUUGUUUUCAGCGGUCGUAGAAGUUUUUCCAAGGGAAAAGAUGAUGAUGCGACCCUUCUACGCGUUCGAACCAAUCUGUGCUGCUUCUCGCGCACUUCAAACGCUAGCGUCGCUUCAGCUCAUCUUUAGACUUCUUGAUAGACUUGUUUGUCGGCGAGCUUGCAACAAAGAAAGCAGCAAAGACUCGAAGAAGGCAGGAAAGAAAGCGGAGCAGGUGAGACUAGUCUCCAUCGAACUUGAGAAAUAGCGCUUUCAGAAGGGAUCUGGCACUCCGUUUUCCGAGAGAUGCAAGGUGCUGUUGUGUGAAGUCUUGGUUGCAGCCAAAACGCUCAACGUUCAUUUAACUGAACUUUUCGAAAGCCUCUCUGAGGAAGAGAUUUUGCCGAAUAAGCUGGCCGAUGACCUUGGACAGGUUUGUGUUCUCAGACUGCUUAUAUUCACAAUACUCAGACCUUUCCAUUCUAUAUACCGAAACAAAUAAUUUCUGCUACGAAAUACUUCAAGCCUUUUAAACGUUUUCUCAUUCCGUUUGAGAUUUUUCGCAAUUCAGCGACAUUUUUUUUCAAGAGAUGCUCUGAAUCUUGUUAACUAGAGAACCUUGCAGAAAAUAGGGGGUUUAAGUAUCCAUCAUAGAAAUUCUCGAAAAUCGUUUUUUUUUUUUUCGCUGAAACAAACUUUUGUUAAUCUGUAGUUAUAGCUCUGAAUAAUUGAUGAUUAUUGAUUGGUUUCAGGCGCAAAUAGUGCUUUCUUGUCGACGGGAACAAGUUGACUCACGCAUUCUGCGCUCCUACGUCAUGGCGAUAGAGGACAUGCAAACUACCAUUUCCUCGUGGAUUUGA
This is a messenger RNA of Caenorhabditis auriculariae, 6155 nucleotides long. NCBI's taxonomy places the organism in Eukaryota, Metazoa, Nematoda, Chromadorea, Rhabditida, Rhabditidae. The record is from the annotation of a GenBank genome assembly.